Apaloderma vittatum (bar-tailed trogon) is the source of this 1206-nucleotide messenger RNA. RefSeq names its product N-acetylglucosamine-1-phosphodiester alpha-N-acetylglucosaminidase (gene NAGPA). Lineage: Eukaryota; Metazoa; Chordata; Aves; Trogoniformes; Trogonidae. The record is from RefSeq and is a predicted model, not a curated record.
AUGGGAACCGGAGAGUGUCUUGGGAACGUCGUGAGCGAUGGAAAGCUGGUGAGAAACUCUGGAGGCCUGCAAAACGCUCAGUUUGGCAUCCGCAAGGAUGGCACCAUGGUGUUCGGUUACCUGUCUGAGGAAGACGUCUUGGACCAAGCAAACCCUUUCAUGCAGCUUGUGAGUGGGGUAGUUUGGCUCCUGAGGGACGGAGAAGUGUACGUCAGUCAGAGUCAAAUGGCCGAGUGUGGUGAAACUCAAACCACAGGAACCUUUGAAAAAUUCAUCAAUGUGAUAUCAGCCAGAACUGCAGUUGGACAUGACAGUCAGGGGCAGCUGGUCUUGGUUCAUGUGGACGGACAGACGGGAUCCCGAGGCGUCAACCUCUGGGAAAUGGCCGAAUUUCUGAAGCAGCAGGGAAUUGUCAACGCUAUCAACCUGGAUGGUGGAGGGUCUGCAACGCUGGUCUUGAAUGGGACCCUCGCAAACUACCCCUCUGAGCACUGCUCCUUUGACAACAUGUGGCGAUGCCCUCGGAGCAUCUCGACUGUCGUGUGCAUCCACGAGCCGGCCGGUGAGCCAGACGACUGCAGAGCCACGGGGACUCCCGACGACUGCAGCGGCCACGGGGACUGCGUGGCUGGGGAGUGCCGCUGCGCCGGGGGCUUCUGGAGAGGUCCAGCCUGCGACGUUUUGGACUGUGGCCCUUCCAACUGCAGCCUUCAUGGCCUCUGCACUGACUCUGGAUGCCUGUGUGACGCCGGCUGGACUGGCAGCAACUGCAGCGAAGAGUGUCCCCUGGGCUGGUACGGGCCGAACUGCCAGAAGCAAUGUGCGUGUGAGCACACGUGUCCUUGUGACCGCGAGACGGGCAGCUGCAACAUCACCUAUGAGUUGGCGAUACAGGACCAAUUAAACAAAGCUGGGCAGUGUUUGGCUUUCCAGAAUAAGGGAAGGAGCAAAGAAAAAUUCUCUCUGUCAGAAAAAAACUGGAUCUCUGUUACCUCUGUCCUGGCUGUGCUGCUGGUGAUGAGCGCCGUGGGAAAUGUGGGCCUUUUUCUGCAGGCCAGGUCAGGGAGGCACCCUGAGAGCGGUGACUAUCUGUACCACCCCCUGAGGGAGAUGAACGGGGAAGCCAGUCACGCCUCCACCUCUGCUGCUUGCGAGACGGAAGAUACUCAAGACCCAGGCCAGGCACUCCUUCAGACCCCCGGCUGA